GCUGGCGGGUGGGUAGCUGCGUGUGUGUCAGUCUUUACCUCAGCUGGCGCGAGCCAGCUCCCUCACUUCUGGGAGCCAUGCUGAGGAGCUGCACCGCGGGACUUCGCUCGCUCUGGGCCCUGCGCGGCGGGCGGGAAGGCGUGCCCCGGCCAUCCACGGACCUACCACCCGCGCCGAGGUUGUUUUCUGCUGAGAAAGUCAUUCAUAAGGACUGGGCUCUCCCCAACCCCAGCUGGAGCAAGGACUUAAAACUCCUUUUUGACCAGUUUAUGAAGAAAUGUGAAGAUGGUUCCUGGAAACGUUUGCCUUCAUAUCGACAUAUAUCUACUCAAAUUAGAGAAGACUUCAAGACCUAUUUCCUUGAACAAAAGAAGGUUGUGAAAGAAGGACGACUAUCACAGGUCCAGCUCUUCACCAGAGGCUUUGAGGAUGGCCUGGGCUUUGAAUAUGUGAUAUUCAGUAAUAAUGAUGAGAAAAGGACAGUUUGCUUGUUUCAAGGAGGUCCUUAUCUGGAAGGAAAACCUGGAUUCCUUCAUGGAGGUGCCAUUGCAGCAAUAAUAGAUACUGCUCUUGGUUCGUGUGCAACUAUACCUGGCAAAGUUGUCAUGACUGCAAAUCUCAACAUCAAUUUUAAAAGACCUGUCCCUCUUUGUUCUGUUGUUGUGAUAAAUAGCCAACUUGAUAAACUUGAGGGGAGGAAAUUGUUUACUUCCUGUAAUGUUCAAAGUGUUGAUGAGAAGACUCUAUACUCCGAGGCAACAGGUUUAUUUAUAAAGCUGUAUCCUGAAAAAAGUUUAACAUAAAAGAGCUUCUGGUGAAUUCCAUACCCAUCUGCGUAAGGCACUGCUCUUGUCAUCCACUGUUGAAUCCCCAUCAGGCAAAACCUGCUAACACAGACCUUCCUAAAUAAGUCUUUUGAAUUCAAUUCCAGGAGCUCCAUUUCCACCUUCCAAACUUUUUUAACACAGAGACACUCCCUGUGAGAGUAUCAGCAAUUCUUUCUGUCUCCUUAGGGUGAGUAUCUGGUUCUCCUAAAAUCUGAAUGGGCUCCUUAAGGUUGCUCAGGCGUGAUAUCUGAUCCAUUGCAGACUGGAGGAAAAAUUCAUACUGAAACUUUUACCCCAAACUUGGAAAUGCCAGAAAACUGUAGAAAGGAAUAAAUAUGUGGGUACAUGAGUGUGUGUGUGUGUGUGUGUGUGUGUGUGUCUGUGUGUGUGUGUGGUGUAUGCAUUUUAAAUUACAAAACUAGCCUCAUUGUAUCUAAACAAAUCCUCUAGGCAACAGUAGGAAACACAACCAGUUUCUAUAGAAUCAGACCCUUCACCUCUGUUGUCUUGGAGCCUAGGGAUUAAACUAGUGUACCUUAACAUAGAUUGUGUUAUUGUCUCUUACCAGUAGCAUGGUUUAUCAUCACUGGAAGGAGCCUCAUUUCCUAAGUGUCUUAAUCCAUUUGGACUUCUAUAACAAAAUACCACAGGCCAGGUAGCUUGUGAAAAACAGAAACUUAUUGCUCACAGUUACAAUGAGUUAAAAUGGAAAGUCCCCAGAUCAGGAUGCCAGUGUGUUCACCUUCUGAUGUGGGCCCACUUACUAGUUAAUAUCUGGUACCUUCUCACUGUGUCCUUACAUGGUGGAAGGAGCUGGAGAUCUCUCUGGAUCUUUUUUAUAAGGGCACUAAUCACAUUCUUGAAGGCUUCACCUUAAGCACUUCCCAAAAGCCCUGCCUACUGAUACCAUCAUAUUGGGCAUUAGGACUUCAACAUAUGAAUUGGGCCAGCCCAGGAUGGGGCGACCCAAACAUCCAGACCAUAGCAUUAGGGCUGCCAUCAUGAAGUACCACACACUAGGUGUCUUAGAACAACAGAAACUCAUUGUCUCAUGGGUCUGGAGACUACAAAUCCAAAAUCAAGGUAUCAGCAAGGCUGUGCUCCCUCUGAAGGUCUAAGGAAGGGACUAUUCCAUGCUCUCUUCUAGCUUCUGAUUGCCUCAUGCAUCCUUUGGCUUGUAGAUGCAUCACUCCACCUUCAAAUGGCAUUCUCAUGUGUGUCUUUGUAUCAUUUUUCCCUCUGUCCAUGUUUCCCCUUUUUAUAAGGAUACCAGUCAUAUUGGUAGGGUCCACCUUAACAACCUAGUUUUAACUUGAUUACCUCUAUAAAGACCAUAUUUCCAAACAAGUUCACAUUAGGAGGUACUAGGAGGGUUAGGACUUCACCAUACCUUUUUAGGGGCAGGGGACACAAUUCAAACCAUAACAGAACUUUAGACAAGAAUAAAAGUAAACUGAGAAACUAAUGUUCUAUAAAAUAUAUUCUGCUUCCAGUAGAUUGAGUUGAAUCUAUUGCAGGCAAUGGAUUCUUUGGGCUUCAGUUUCUUGCUUGCUUUCUCCUUAUUGAAAGUUUAGGCUGAACUGAGAUCACCAUUUUCGAAGGUCAAACUGGUUCAGUAUUGACAAUUUCCUAUGGCUCAACCUAAUAACUUAGAAAUAUCUUUGUGAGGGCUUCCCCAGUGGCUUCCCUGGUGGCUUAGCCAUGAAGAAUCUGCCUGCCAAUGCAGGAGAUAUGGGUUUGAUCCCACAUUCCUCAGAGCAGUUAAGGCCAUGUGCCACAACCAUUGAGCCUGUGCUCUAGAGCCCAGAAGCUGCAAUUACUGAGUCAACACACUGCAACUACUGAAGCCCACGUGCUCUAGAGCCCAUGUUCCACAACAAGAGAAGCCAGCACAUUGAAAUGAAGAGUAGCUCCCGCUCACCACAACUAGAGAAAGUCCUCACACCAAUGAAGACCCAGCAUAACCAAAAAUAGAUAAAUUAAAUUUUUGAAAAAAGAAAUAUCCUUGUGGUACCCUAGCCAGUCAUCCUUUCACAGGCACAAGAUCAGCUGGACUCCUCUACUUCCAGGGGCAACUGAUCCUGGGAUGGCCAAGUCUCCUGUCCUAGAAGCUCUGUCUCUAGGUCCCACCUGCAGUUCCCAAACUCCAAGAAAAGCUCCAGCAGAUGACUCACUGCAGAGGCAAGGCUGGUAGUUUCGUCUCCCUAGAAAUUCAGAGAGAGCUUUGUGAAAGUGUCAGGGAGGUCCCUGGGCUUGCAGAUCUGCAGUUUACAUGUCUGGCAACAACCACCCUUUCUUCCCAGUCUUCCUUCCAUCUAAUCCUAGGACUAUAGAGACAGUGGGCUUUUAUGACAGCUCUGUCUCACAGCUCGCUUUCAAGGACACUAGGCAUGUUAAAAAUGUGAAGCUGAAGGAACAAGCCAGCACUGCCAUCUACUUUCACUUAAUUAGUACAAUUUAGACAGUGAAAGUACUUAAUCAUUUGGUCAGACUUACAAAACUGCCUCUGGCUUCCCAGGUGGUGCUAGUGGUAAAGAACCCACCUGCCAAUGCAGAAAACAUGAGAUGAGAGUUGGAUCCCUGGUUCAGGAAGAUCCCCUGGAAGAAGGCAUGGCAAUCCACUCCAGUGUUCUUGCCUGGAGAAUCCCAUAUACAGAGGAGCCUGGCAGGCUACAGUCCAUAGGGUCACUAGAGUCAGACACACCUGAAGCAACUUAGCAUGCACACACAAAACUGCUACAACACACCAGACCUUCAUCCAGGGGAAAAGAAGCUAACAGGAAGAAUGCCAAAUGACUGAUUUUUCUUCUUUCUAUCAAAUAUGCUCAUACCUCCAUUUCUAGCCAUUGUGCAGUUUUAGUUCUGACACUGUUUUGUCUAUGUACAAGGUACAUAGCAGCAUAUGAGUGAGACUACACCAAAUAACUAAGGGAAAAGCUCAGUAGCUGUUAACACAGGGUUUCCCCCAUAGCCAGUAAGGGCAAAAUGGGUUCCCUGUUUUGCAACAGACUGUUCCUAGGCUUGACCAAGCCCUGGCAUUCUUGCCCUUAUCAGACUUUUACUUUGAUAAAUACAUAAGAUUGGCAAAAGGUGGCUAAACAGGAAGAAGGAAGUAGGUAAGAGCACAAUUGUUGCAACCUUCACUCUAUUACUAGCUUGCUGUGUAACCCAUGCAGUUGUUCCUCACUGCCCAUUUCCCCUCUACACUGGAUGGAAAAUAACAUUUUGAAUGAAGAUUAGGAAUAGAUGCUGGUCAGUGUUAAAAUAUCCUUGAACUAUCAGUGCAAACAUAACAAGGCAGUGAGUUUUUGCUCUUAACCCCAUGCUUCUGAAUGUCUAAGAAGCAUAAUAAGAAGAUAGUCAUGUACAGAAAUACAUUAUUGGAGAAAUAAAAAAUAACAGAAAAUAAAGGUAACUUUUUUCCUCUAAUUGGAAAGUGGAUGGAAACAAAGGGAAGUCAUGGAAAACUUACUCCUUAUUAAGCAACUUCCUGUCUCCUGUGUUGCCCACCCUAUUACCUUCUCAGGACCCUGACAUUCCCUCUACCCUAGGGAGCUGUAAAGUCAAAUUGGUGUUCCACUAAUAACCAGCCAUCAUGAAGCCCUAGCAAAACAUAGUUUUCAGUGCCAACUAUAAUUUAGGAACAAGGUAAUCUUUCAAAUUUAUAUCACUGAAAAUAAACCAUGGAUUUUUCUUCUCAGAAAAGGUUCAAAUUUCUUCUGAUAGUAUUCUUGGUCUUGCACUACUAUGGUCAACACAGAAUUGCAGAAUUGGCUCAUUCUUCUUAAGUGUAGAUUUAAAAUUAAGUGGACUGCAGACAAAGGUGCCACAAGAUAAAAGAAAUAAAAAUACCAAAAGAUUAAUAUCCUUUUUGAAUAUGGUUACAAACAUUCUCAACAAGACAGAAGUAAAGUGAAUUUCAACGGCACAUUUAAAAGAUUAUAUACACCAUGACCAUGGGGGUUUAUCCCAAAAACACAAUAGUUCCACAUAAGAAAAUCAGUCAGUGUAGUACACCACAUUAAUAGAACAAAGGCAUAAAACUACAUGAUCAUCUCAAUAGAUGCAGAAAAGUCAUUUGACAAAAUUCAAUAUCUUUUCAUGACAAAUAUUCCAAAAAACAGAAAUAGAAAAUAACUUCAUUAACAUAGUAAAGGGCACCUAUGAAAAAUCCACAGCUAGUAUCAUACUCAAUAGUGAAAGACUGAAAUCUUUCCCCUUAAACUCAUAAACAAACAAAAAAGGAUUCAUACUUUUACUAUUGCUAUUCUACAUAAAACCGAAGUCCUAGACAGUAACUGAACAAGAAAAAUAAAAGACAUCCAAAUUGGAAAGGAAGAAGUGAAGCUAUGUUUAGAUGACAUAGGUUUAUACAUAGACAACGCCAAAGAAUUUACCAAAAAAACAAGCUAUAGCUAAUAAAUGAAUUCAGCAAAGUUACAGCAUAUAAGACUUCAUAUAAAUUUUAAACUUCUGUCCAUCAAAGGACAUUAUCAAGAAAGUGGAAAGGCAACCUAUAGAAAGGGAGAAAAUAUUUACAAAUUAUGUAUCUGAUAAGGGUUUAGUACCCAGAAUAUAUAAAGAACUCUUAAAACUCAACCCAAAGGCCCACAAUUUAAAAAUGAGCAAAGCACUUGAAUAAACAUUUCUCCAAAGAAGGAAUACAAAUUGCCAACAAACACAAGAAAGAUGUUCAACAUCAUUGGUCAUUAGUGAGUUUCAUAUCAAAACCACACUUCAAACUCACUAAGAUGACUAUAAUUUUUUCAUGGGAAAUGUGUCAACCAGAAUGUGAAGAAAUGGGAACCCUCCUACAUUGUUGGUCAGAAUAUAAAAGGGUGCUGCUAUUAUGGAAAAGUUUGGUCGUUCCUCAAAAUGUUAAGCACAGAAUGACCCAACAAUUCUACUCUUAGGUCUAUGUUCAAGAAAAAUAGAAACAUGUCCACACAAACUUAUACACAAAAGUUUAUAGCCGCAUUAUUCAUAAUAGACAAAAGGUGGAAAAAAAAAAAAAAACAAAAACCCAAAUGGAAAAUAACAAA
Molecule: messenger RNA, 5869 nt
Organism: Dama dama (fallow deer)
Lineage: Eukaryota; Metazoa; Chordata; Mammalia; Artiodactyla; Cervidae
Gene: THEM4
Product: thioesterase superfamily member 4
Exons: 6
Coding region: 78-803 (241 amino acids)
Source: RefSeq, a predicted model, not a curated record